Molecule: messenger RNA, 1507 nt
Organism: Cebus imitator (Panamanian white-faced capuchin)
Lineage: Eukaryota; Metazoa; Chordata; Mammalia; Primates; Cebidae
Gene: CLDN14
Product: claudin 14
Exons: 1
Coding region: 442-1161 (239 amino acids)
Biological process (GO): cell adhesion; bicellular tight junction assembly
Cellular component (GO): bicellular tight junction; plasma membrane
Molecular function (GO): structural molecule activity
Source: RefSeq, a predicted model, not a curated record
GUCCAAGGCACGAAUAGAGCGUGUUGAUUUAACAACGUUAUUCCUGAUUACUGAUGAACAGAAGGACAGGAGAUUCCAGUGCAGCAGCAGUGCUUAAGGGUAGACAUAAGCAGAACUUCCCGCAGGCGCUAAAACCCUUCCCUGAGGCCAGCAUCCGGCUGUCACCCUUCAGAUCCUGCCUUUCCAGGAAAGCAGGUAUUCUCCCACCCAGUGACGUCUCAGAAACUAUUUUUGAGAACAUGCUAAUUGCCACACCAACUGCCUAUGGAAAACUCAGUUUCGGUGACAGAAAUAAGUGCACGAGAUAAUCUUUAACCCGUUUCCUUUCUCUCCCCACUCCCGCCUCGCUCGGCUUCAUUAGGGUUCCCGCCAGUGCCUGAGGAGCGGCACGACCCCGAGGGCCCAGGGAGUUGCCCGGCUGGCCUAGGCAGGCAGCUAACCAUGGCCAGCGCGGCCGUGCAGCUCCUCGGCUUCCUGCUCAGCUUCCUGGGCAUGGUGGGCACGCUGAUCACCACCAUCCUGCCACACUGGCGGAGGACGGCGCACGUGGGCACCAACAUCCUCACGGCUGUGUCCUACCUGAAGGGGCUCUGGAUGGAGUGCGUGUGGCACAGCACGGGCAUCUACCAGUGCCAGGUCUACCGCUCCCUGCUGGCGCUGCCCCAAGACCUUCAGGCUGCCCGUGCCCUCAUGGUCAUCUCCUGCCUGAUCUCGGGCAUGGCCUGCGCCUGUGCCGUCAUCGGGAUGAAGUGCACACGCUGCGCCAAGGGCACGCCUGCCAAGACCACCUUUGCCAUCCUCGGCGGUGCCCUCUUCAUCCUGGCUGGCCUCCUGUGCAUGGUGGCCGUCUCCUGGACCACCAACGAUGUGGUGCAGAACUUCUACAACCCGCUGCUCCCCAGCAGCAUGAAGUUCGAGAUCGGCCAGGCCCUGUACCUGGGCUUCAUCUCCUCGUCCCUCUCGCUCAUCGGUGGCACCCUGCUUUGCCUGUCCUGCCAGGACGAGGCACCCUACCGGCCCUACCAGGCCCAGCCCAGGGCCACCACAGCCACCGCGACCACCGCCCCCGCCUACCAGCCACCAGCUGCCUACAAAGACAACCGGGCCCCCUCAGUGACCUCAGCCACACACAGUGGGUACAGGCUGAACGACUACGUGUGAGUCCCCAGGGCUGGCUUCUUCCCACGGCCGCUGCGGGCUGGGUCCCCUGUGGGAGUGUCGAUGGAGGCAGGGGUUCCAGCACAAAAGUGACUUCUGGGCGAUUUUUGUAUUCAAGGAAAUAAUGUGAACGCAAGGAAAUGUCUUUAGAGCGCAGGGACAGAGGGGAAAUAAGAGGAGGAGAAAGCGCUCUUACCAAAGACUGAAAAAAAUCCCAUUUUUGUAUCUAUUAUGUGUAUUUAUAUGGGUGAUUUGAUAACAAGUUUAAUACAAAGUCACUUGGGAGUUUGGUCAGUGGGGUUGGUUUGUGAUCUAGGAAUAAACCCUGUGGACAUGGCUGUUUAUGAAA